GCCCCAAACAAACAAUUCAACGAAGAAGAAACCAUCAACAAGAUUAUGCGAAACUUGUUGUAGGCAUUCACUUUGAUUCUAUCGUUUCAGAAAGAAGGAUGGGAGUCCUACCAGGGAGAAGCCUUUUAUGUAUACUUUUUUUAAUUAUAAUCAUCUCAGAGGGCCAUUUUCGAUGGGUUGAGGCCCAGCACUGUGUGUGGUAUGGUGAGUGUGGGGAAUCCGUAAAGGUGCCUGGAAAAAAGUACAACUGCAACUACACGGGUCCUCCCCACCCCCUAGAUGCUAAGGGCUAUGACCUUCUAACGGAGCUUUGUCCUGGAUAUGACUAUGGAAACAAAAGCCUCUGCUGUGAUGUUAACCAGUUGCAAACUCUCAAAGGGAGUCUCCAGCUGCCCCUUCAGUUCCUGUCUCGGUGUCCGGCCUGUUUCUUCAACUUGAUGAACCUCUUCUGUGAGCUUACAUGCAGCCCUCGCCAGAGUCAGUUCAUGAAUGCCACAAAGUUUAACGCGACCAAUGUAGUGGAAGUUCAGUACUAUAUUGGACAGACAUUUGCUAACGCCAUGUACAACGCUUGUAAGGACGUCCAGGCACCAUCCAGCAACGUAAAGGCCUUGUCACUGCUGUGUGGGAAGGAUGCAAAUGACUGCAAUGCUACCAACUGGAUCCAGUAUAUGUUUAAUACUAACAAUGGACAGACUCCCUUUCCUAUUAUCCCAAUAUUCACAGAUGAUCCAGUGUCUGGUUACACUCCCAUGAACAACCAAACAUAUGGCUGUACAGAGGGCCUGGAGGACGGUUCAGGUCCCUGCUCCUGUCAGGACUGCACAAAGGCCUGUGGCCCCAAACCUGUACCCCCCCCUCUACCCCCUCCCUGGACAAUCCUUGGUAUCGAUGCCAUGACUCUCAUCAUGUGGAUCUCUUACAUGGCCUUCCUGCUUAUCUUUAUUGGAGCUAUACUGGGAGCUUGGUGUUACAGGAAAAGGACCAUCAUGUCUGAGUAUGGCCCCAUAUUGGACAGCAAUAACCCACUGUCACUGAACAGUGAUAAUCCUGACCAAGUAAAUGCAUCAUGCUGUGAAACAUUGGGUGAGCUAUUUGAGAAUGCUCUGCGGACCCUCUUCAGCUCCUGGGGUUCCUUCUGUGUGCGGUAUCCCUCUGUGGUCAUACUGGGCAGCCUAAUACUGGUGGUCUCCGCCUCUGGGGGACUGGUCUAUAUGCGCAUCACCACUGACCCUGUUGAACUCUGGUCAUCUCCCACUAGCCAGGCUCGUCAAGAGAAGGACUACUUUGACAGCCACUUCGGACCCUUCUUUAGAACUGCGCAGCUCAUCAUAACCACUCCGCUCAAUAAAACUUUCACCUACUCCCCAUACUUUGGAGGAUCAGAUGUCCCAUUUGGAGCCAUCCUGGACAAAGAUAUCCUGCACCAGGUGCUGGAUCUGCAGCUUGACAUUGAAGGCAUUGUAGCCACAUACGAGGGCCAAAACGUCACCCUGAAUGACAUCUGCUUGGCUCCGCUGGCCCCGUACAAUAACAACUGUACCAUCUUGAGUGUCCUUAACUACUUUCAGAACAGCCAUGCUGUGCUGGACCAUACCAUAGGAGACGAUUUCUUUGUGUAUGCUGACUUUCACAGCCACUUUCUCUACUGUGUCAGUGCACCAGCAUCCCUCAAUGACACCACCCUCCUCCAUGACCCCUGUUUAGGCACUUUUGGCGGCCCCGUCUUCCCUUGGCUGGCCCUCGGGGGUUACGAUGAAACCAACUACAACAAUGCCACUGCUCUUGUUAUUACCUUCCCACUCAACAACUACCUGAAUGACUCAGUUAGACUGGGCAAAGCUCUGGCAUGGGAGAAAGAAUUCAUCAAAUUCAUGAAGAACUUCAAAAACCCUAACCUGACCAUAGCCUUUAGUGCUGAGAGGAGUAUUGAAGAUGAAAUAAACAGAGAAAGCAACAGUGACAUUAGCACCGUAGUACUCAGCUAUGCCAUCAUGUUCAUCUACAUCUCCUUGGCUCUGGGUCACAUCCACAGCUGCAGGAGACUAAUGGUGGACUCCAAGAUUUCUCUGGGUAUAGCGGGUAUCCUGAUUGUGCUCAGCUCUGUGUCCUCCUCACUGGGGAUCUUCAGCUAUUUUAACAUCCCUCUUACCCUCAUUGUGAUCGAGGUCAUUCCUUUCUUAGUGCUGGCCGUUGGAGUGGACAAUAUCUUUAUUAUAGUACAGACCUAUCAGAGGGAUGAGCGGAUGCCCCAGGAGGAACUUCACCAACAGAUUGGUCGUAUUCUUGGAGAUGUAGCCCCUAGCAUGUUCCUCUCCUCCUUCUCAGAGACAGUUGCCUUCUUCCUGGGAGCCCUGUCCAACAUGCCCGCAGUGAGGACUUUCUCUCUGUUUGCUGGCUUGGCUGUUUUUAUUGAUUUCCUGUUGCAGAUCAGCUGCUUUGUCAGCUUGCUCGGCAUGGACGCCAGGAGACAGGAGGGGAAUCGACUCGACAUCUUAUGCUGUGCGAAGCUGCAGGAAGUUCAGGAAACAAAGACGGACAGCUUCCUCUUCCGUUUUUUCAAGAAAGUCUUUGCCCCAUUCAUCCUCAAAGAGUGGGUGCGACCGAUCAUAGUGGCAGUGUUUGUGGGAAUACUCUCCUUUAGUAUUGCUGUGGUGAAUAAAGUAGAGAUUGGACUGGACCAGAAACUCUCCAUGCCAGAUGACUCGUACGUGCUGGACUAUUUCAAGAACCUGAGCAUGUAUCUCCACACUGGAGCUCCAGUGUACUUUGUAGUAGAAGACGGUCUUAACUACAGUAGCCCAGAAGGCCAGAAUGUUGUGUGUGGAGGAGUGGGCUGCAACAACGACUCUCUGGUCCAGCAGGUCUACAGCUCCUCACUCAUCAGCAACUACACAACCAUCGGCUUCACACCAUCCUCUUGGCUCGAUGACUACUUUGACUGGGUGAAGCCGCAGUCCUCCUGCUGUCGAUACUACAACACCAGUGGGGCUUUCUGCAAUGCCUCUGUGGUAAAUCCCUCCUGCGUACACUGUCGGCCCAUGACUCCCAGUGGAAAGCAGAGGCCAGAAGGAGAGGACUUCAUGCAUUUUCUACCCAUGUUUCUGUCAGACAAUCCAAACAGCAAGUGUGGAAAAGGCGGCCAUGCGGCAUACGCCACAGCAGUUGACAUGUACCCUAACAACACGGGGGUUGGAGCCACUUACUUCAUGACUUACCACACCAUCUUGAAAGAAUCCCCAGACUUCAUAGAUGCUUUAAAAAUGGCCCGAAUCUUGGCUGACAAUAUCAGUCAGUCCAUAGACCACAAAGUUUUUGCCUACAGCGUCUUCUAUGUGUUUUACGAGCAGUACCUCACCAUUGCAUAUGACACAGCUCUGAACCUGAGCGUGUCGCUGGCAUCCAUAUUUGUUGUGACGACGGUGUUGCUGGGCUUCGAGCUGUGGUCAGCUGUGAUGGUCAGCAUUACCAUCGGCAUGAUUCUGGUCAACAUGUUCGGCGUCAUGUGGCUGUGGAACAUCAGCCUCAACGCAGUUUCCCUUGUGAACCUGGUCAUGUGCUGCGGUAUCUCGGUGGAGUUCUGCAGUCAUAUUGUGCGAGCGUUUUCCAUCAGUGUGAAGAAGAACAGAGUGGAGCGGGCUGAGGAGGCCCUGGCUCACAUGGGCAGCUCUGUAUUCAGUGGGAUUACAUUAACAAAGUUUGGAGGUAUCCUAAUCCUGGCGCUUUCCAAGUCGCAGAUCUUCCAGGUCUUCUACUUCAAGAUGUACUUGGCCAUAGUGUUGCUGGGGGCCACACACGGCCUCAUCUUCCUCCCUGUACUGCUCAGUUAUAUCGGUCCUUCUGUGAACAAAGCAAAGGUGUUUGCUGCUAACAAGCGCUAUGCCGGUACAGAAAGGGAGCACCUCCUCAACUACUAGCAGGCUGUUUGGGACAAUGAACAAUGAACUAUUUGUCUGAAAGGGACUGUGUGGGUGUGUGCGCAAGCCGUUUCUGUGAUUACUGACACACUCAUCAUCGUUGCCACUACUAUGCACGGAUUUAACUCAGGAAUAUACUUGGGAGUAGAAGUGCCAGAUGCCGUGUCCAACCGUAAACUUAUUGAUUUUCCUCAGAGGACUUUGGACCCCCACUAUUUGUUCUCCUCACACUACAGGACGGCAUUUGAAGCAUGGGUGACACACCACGGAUCAGAAAAAUGCACUGUAUGCUUUGACAGUGUGGAAGUAGGAGAGACGCCACCCCCAACAUCAGUUACAAACCAACUCUGUCAGUUCCAUAUGCUAUGAGCUGUUUUGAUUUGGGAAAAAAAAAACUCAAAAGGGUAAAACUGGACAGUUUUUUGCCAUGAUUUUAAAUAUAUUUACCAGGAUAAAAAUCAAAUGUGUAAUAGUAAAUAAUUUUGAAACUUUUACUUACCUGGGACUUUUGUAGAACUAUUUGAUAUUAUGAAUAAUUGUUUACUGGAACAGAGCACACAGUGGAGCUUCGAGAUAACAAUGAUGAUAUCAAAGGCCCUCAUAAUACCUGGUAUUAACAUGUAUCAUAGCCAGGGCUGUGUCUACAUACUGUAUUAUAAAUCUGGUCAGCUAGUGGUAGCAUUUUCACCUAGCAAUAAUGUGUUUCCUGUGCAACAUGUAAGUAUUUGGACUGUAAUGUUUUGUUGCUCUCCAAACUGCAUUCUGCUGUUUCUUUUAUUUUCACAUUGGAAGGUUUUUACUAGCCUUUUCCUACCUGAAGGAAAAUGAAAAUUAACCAGGUGUACACAGGAGGGCGGAGCCUGGCAAGGUUUUUACAUGUCAUGAUUUCAUUUUAGAGCUAGUUAAUGUUGGUUAAGUGUCCUUUGGAGGUGUUUGCAUGCUUUUACAAAAAACCCUGUGUGACAUCAGUCAAGAUACAUGUUAAUGCCAGGAGAAAAGGGGUGCUAUCAUCCCAAUAAUGGUUUUAUAUUGAAGUGUAAAUGAAACAUUUUGCAGUUACUGAACAGAACAAUUUUGUUGCAUUAAGAGCUAAAGAGACAAAGCUUUACAUUGAACUGUAAAUAGCUUCCACAUGACUAAUCUAGAUUUAUUCCAAUGUCAUUUACUCUGUGUUGACAAGACAGAAUACCGUAGAGUGACUGAAUGGUACAGUCCUUAGUUUUUCAUUCCAACACAUUUAAGUUAUUCUUUUUUUAUUUUGUUAACUAUUAACAUUUUGUUACCAUGCAUACCUGCUUUGAAAAACUACUUCCAGUGACCUUGAAAGUAAAGGAAUCACUUUGUUUCCAAGGAAACCAAAAUCAUCCCAGCAGCAUGUUCAUUUGCAUCAGCUGCACCUCAACAUACCUGAGAUUGGAACGAGUCGAGAUGAUGACACAUCCAGGUGGUGGGAUCUCACCAGAUUAAUUUGAACAGGGUGACAUCAUUGGAACAGGAUGUUAACAUUUUACCCAAUCUGGAUACAAUCUGAUGGGAUCUUCCUUGUUUUUGUUUCUCACGAAUGAGUUGGUUUUUUUUUGGGGGGGUGGGGGGUUGGAAUGUAAGAAAGAAUUGUGUUGAUUAACAGUUUGAACCUGGUUGUAAAAAAUGUUUAUGAGCAAUCAACUGAAAAAAUUGUAACAUGAAUGACGAAGAAUUGUGUUUGCUAACAGUGCUGUGCAUUGACAUGGACAAAUCCCCUUUGCAUUGAAGAAUAUGAGUGUGGGAAAACUAAAAACU
This is a messenger RNA of Etheostoma spectabile (orangethroat darter), 5696 nucleotides long. It is a transcript of the gene npc1, whose product is annotated as Niemann-Pick disease, type C1. Lineage: Eukaryota; Metazoa; Chordata; Actinopteri; Perciformes; Percidae. Gene Ontology annotation, biological process: intestinal cholesterol absorption; sterol transport; cholesterol homeostasis. The transcript has 25 exons. The record is from RefSeq and is a predicted model, not a curated record. Gene Ontology annotation, cellular component: plasma membrane. Gene Ontology annotation, molecular function: cholesterol binding; lipid carrier activity. Bases 99 to 3917 code for a protein of 1272 amino acids.